Messenger RNA from Dentiscutata erythropus, 265 nucleotides. Lineage: Eukaryota; Fungi; Glomeromycota; Glomeromycetes; Diversisporales; Gigasporaceae. The record is from the annotation of a GenBank genome assembly.
UCAUUUGUCCGAGCAGAAGAGAUAUUUCUUGAAAUAAGCACAUUCAGACCAUUGCAAGGUAGUAGUUAUCUACCUUUACUAGAAGCUUUAGAUAAGCCACAACUAGGAAUAAUUAAUUCACAAAAUAGGGACGAUAAUGAGUAUUUUAAAUGGUGUAUAAGUGCAUAUCACACAAGAGAGGAAGCAAAAAAAGCAAAUAGAAAGCUACCACAUCUUAAUGAAAUCCGAAAACUUAGACGAAAUGCAAAUAUAGCAAAUUUUGAAG